CUUUCUCUCCCUUCUCACAGAACCCAAUCGAUUCACCGGACGUCGUUUUGCCGCCCGGAAAUCACUCCUCAGAUUUCCCCUUCUCCCGCAUCAUCAAGAUGGUUUCUGACGCUAGUAAGAAGAGAGAAGCGCAGAAGAAGGCAGCUGCCGCUGCCAGGCGCGGCGGAAAAUCUGCACAGGCAGCCUCGUCGUCCAAGGCUCCGGCGACAUCUGGUGUUGAGAUUAACGGCGCUGACAAUCUGUCGAACGGAGUUAAGGAGCUUCAGAUUUCCGAUCGGACGUGCACCGGUGUUCUGUGCUCGCAUCCCCUGUCCAGAGAUAUUCGGAUUGAGUCUUUGUCUCUUACGUUUCAUGGGCAUGAACUUAUUGCUGAUUCUGAACUGGAACUCAACUAUGGAAGACGAUAUGGAUUGCUAGGAUUGAAUGGGUGUGGUAAAUCGACACUUCUCACUGCAAUAGGACGUCGUGAGCUUCCCAUCCCAGAGCAUAUGGAUAUUUAUCACCUUAGCCAUGAGAUUGAAGCUUCUGACAUGUCUUCACUUCAGGCUGUUAUAAGUUGUGAUGAGGAAAGGUUGAAAUUAGAGAAAGAAAUUGAAAUAUUGGCUGCACAAGAUGAUGGGGGUGGGGAACAACUCGAUCGUAUAUAUGAGCGUUUGGAAGCUAUGGACGCAUCUACCGCUGAGAAGAGAGCUGCGGAGGUUUUGUAUGGGCUUGGGUUUACUAAGAAGAUGCAAGAAAAGAAAACACGUGACUUUUCAGGAGGAUGGCGAAUGAGAAUAGCCCUUGCACGUGCCAUAUUUAUGAAUCCAACCAUAUUGUUACUUGAUGAACCCACAAAUCAUCUUGAUUUGGAAGCUUGUGUGUGGUUAGAAGAAACAUUAAAGAACUUCGACCGGAUUUUGGUGGUUAUUUCACACUCACAAGAUUUUCUCAAUGGUGUAUGCACCAACAUCAUUCACAUGCAAAACAAGAAACUGAAGAUAUACUCGGGAAAUUAUGACCAAUAUGUCCAAACACGCUCUGAACUUGAAGAGAACCAGAUGAAACAAUACAAGUGGGAGCAAGAGCAGAUUGCUUCAAUGAAGGAGUACAUUGCCCGGUUCGGACAUGGUUCAGCCAAACUUGCACGUCAAGCACAAAGCAAAGAGAAAACUUUGGCCAAGAUGGAGAGGGGUGGCCUUACCCAGAAAGUCACCAAGGACAGUGUCCUUGUUUUCAGAUUCCCAGAUGUCGGGAAACUUCCCCCGCCUGUUUUACAGUUUGUCGAGGUGAACUUUGGCUACACUCCGGAUAACCUUAUCUAUAAGAAUCUAGAUUUUGGUGUCGACUUGGAUUCAAGGAUUGCACUUGUGGGCCCAAAUGGGGCAGGAAAGAGCACGUUGCUUAAACUCAUGGUAGGUGAUUUGACCCCCCUCGAUGGAAUGGUCAAGCGCCACAACCAUCUGAAAAUUGCACAGUACCACCAACACUUGGCAGAAAAGCUUGACAUGGAUUUGUCCGCACUUCAGUACAUGAUCCAAGAGUACCCCGGGAAUGAGGAAGAGAAGAUGAGGGCAGCAAUUGGCAGGUUUGGCCUGACGGGUAAAGCUCAGGUGAUGCCAAUGAAAAACUUAUCGGACGGGCAACGUAGCCGGGUGAUAUUUGCAUGGUUGGCUUUCAGGCAACCACAGAUGCUGCUGCUCGAUGAGCCAACCAACCAUUUGGAUAUUGAGACGAUCGACUCGCUGGCAGAGGCUUUGAAUGAGUGGGACGGUGGGAUGGUUCUGGUCAGCCAUGACUUUAGGCUUAUUAACCAGGUCGCGCAUGAGAUAUGGGUUUGUGAAAACCGGACAGUUACCAAAUGGGAGGGUGACAUCAUGGAUUUCAAGCACCACUUGAAAAGGAGGGCCGGGUUGGGCGAGUAACCAAACCAUUGAUGGGGAAAAACGAUACCUCUUCACUUCCCCCAGCACACACUUGGUGUCUUAGAGUCCCGGCCGCUGUCAUGGUGGGUAGAGGACCGUAGGGAAAAACACACGCAGGUAGUGGUAUCCAUCAUUCAUGGCUGAUGUUUAUGUUCUUUUUCCUAGUAUUAUCAAACCAAUGUUUUUUUUUUUGCGUAUCCUGAAGGCCUGACUGACCAGCGACGUGAGGACACAGUCAGUUCAAGCAGAGUGAUUUGGGUGGGUGUGAAUAGGGGCUGUGAAAUCCCAGUUUUUUGGGUUAUACUCCUAAGCUUGCCCAGUUGUAUUAUCACUACUUGUUAUUGUUGGUGGGAUUUUGUAGCAUUUUUAUCUUGCAUUUUGAAGGAACCUAUGGUGUUUUUUUUUUGCACUUGUGCCCUAUACUCUAAUUUUGAAUGGAUAUACAGUACUUGGUUU
This is a messenger RNA of Cuscuta campestris, 2360 nucleotides long. NCBI's taxonomy places the organism in Eukaryota, Viridiplantae, Streptophyta, Magnoliopsida, Solanales, Convolvulaceae. The record is from the annotation of a GenBank genome assembly.